Messenger RNA from Rotaria sordida, 345 nucleotides. The record is from the annotation of a GenBank genome assembly. NCBI's taxonomy places the organism in Eukaryota, Metazoa, Rotifera, Eurotatoria, Philodinida, Philodinidae.
AUGUGCCUUGGACAUUCAACACUCGCCGAUCACCUGCGUGUUAUUGAAAUAGAUUUCAUUACAAAAUUGCUCAAGAAAGCAACGUAUGAAGUUAGUCAAUUGACGCCUGACUUUCUUCAUUAUUCGAAACUUGAAUUCUGCUCGUUAGAAAGAUUUUCGUUUGACAAGGCUGCUGAUCUUCAAGCUUUUCAUCCAGACAAUGAUGAUGGUCCAGUGCAAACUGCUCCGAAUGUACCAUUCUCUUUGAGCGACGACGACAUGAAACAAGACAAUGGUGAUGAUGAAGAUGAAGAUGAAGAACAAUUAAAAGCGUUUGUGUCUCUUCCAGAUAAAAUUGUAUUCUAA